Messenger RNA from Phacochoerus africanus (Common warthog), 1955 nucleotides. It is a transcript of the gene YIPF2, whose product is annotated as Yip1 domain family member 2. NCBI's taxonomy places the organism in Eukaryota, Metazoa, Chordata, Mammalia, Artiodactyla, Suidae. Gene Ontology annotation, cellular component: membrane; Golgi apparatus. The record is from RefSeq and is a predicted model, not a curated record. Gene Ontology annotation, biological process: vesicle-mediated transport. The coding region runs from base 209 to 1147 and encodes 312 amino acids. Gene Ontology annotation, molecular function: small GTPase binding. The transcript has 10 exons.
UCCGGUGAAUAUGUUCUGCGCAAGCGUCAACAUUUCCGGACGUAGUUUCCCAUCGGAAGACGAUAGAAAACGGACCGACGCCGGAUGUUGCUGUCCAGUCCGACUGGGAUUGCCCCGGCUGGUAGGCGGGUCGCGCAGGCGCAGAGAGUACCGGCCACGCCAGUUGAGGCAGCCUCAGAGCGGGAUGCGGCGACGCCCCUGAGUGACCAUGGCAGCGGCGGACGAGCUGGCCUUCCACGCAGAGUUCGAGGAAGCCACUAAUUUGCUGGCCCAGACCCCAGAUGCGACCACCACCAGAAGUGACCAGUUGACCCCCCAGGGGCAUGUGGCUGUGGCCAUGGGCUCAGGAGGCAGCUAUGGAACUGAGGAUGAUGCAGAGGAGAGUGACAAGGCAGCGCUCCUACAGGAGGAGAAGCAGCAGCCUGGUUUCUGGACCUUUGGCUACUAUCAGACCUUCUUUGACGUGGACACUUCACAGGUCCUGGACCGGAUUAAAGGCUCACUGCUGCCCCGGCCCGGCCACAACUUUGUACGGCACCAUCUGCGGAAUCGGCCAGACCUGUAUGGCCCCUUCUGGAUCUGUGCCACACUGGCCUUUGUCUUGGCUGUCACCGGCAAUCUGACCCUGGUGCUGGCCCAGAGGAGGGACCCCUCCAUCCACUACAGCCCCCAGUUCCACAAAGUGACCGUGGCUGGCAUCACCAUCUACUGCUACGCAUGGCUGGUGCCGCUGGCACUGUGGGGCUUCUUGCAGUGGCGCAAAGGUGUCCGAGAGCGCAUGGGGCCCUACACCUUCCUGGAGACGGUGUGCGUCUACGGCUACUCCCUGUUUGUCUUCAUCCCCACUGUGGUCUUAUGGCUCAUCCCCAUCCCAUGGCUGCAGUGGCUCUUUGGGGCACUUGCCCUGGCCCUCUCAGCCGCUGGCCUGGUGUUCACCCUCUGGCCGGUGGUCCGCGAGGACACCAGGUUGGCGGCCGCAGUGCUGCUCUCUGCCGUGGUGCUGCUCCACGCCCUCCUGGCCAUGGGCUGUAAGUUUUACUUCUUCCAGCCGCUGCCUCUGGAGCUCCUAGAACCUCCCCACCAGGCCACAGCCCAGCCCCCAAACAUACCGCUGCCACCCACCCUGCCAAAGUCCAUGGCGACCUAGGAAGGCUGGAGCCCACAGGCUGCCUAGAGUAGCAACACAUAGAAACCAUCUAAUUAAACCAACAAUGACCCAUCAAUAAAAGACUAUGUAUGUGAAAAAGAAUAAAGAAGCUCUUGAAAAGAAGCAGCAGCAGCAGCUCUUUAUGAAUAGGUGGGGAAAGAGCUCCCAAAUAAGUUGUCAAGCAUGUUCACGAAAAAAACAAGAGAACCAUGUGCUGACAUCCAUCCCAGCUACGAUGGAGAUUUUAUAUCAGGCUAACAAUCCUGCCAAGAACUAAACGAGCAGAGUUAAAAACAAAGGAAAAAACCCUGUUGUCUGACACUGGAGAGCAACCACAGCUGCCACAAUUUGGGGGCUAAGAUCCUAGAGAGAUGCUUUUUGGCCUGUGUCUUUCACAUGUGGAAACACAAGGUGGAUGUUCUCCAUUUGAUUUCACUUUGUGACAUUUGAGCUGCAUGUGGAAUGGGGGUUAGAGAAACCAAGCAAAAAGCCGCUUCUAUGAGAUUAAAAAGCUAAGAAAAGGUUCAGCAGCAUAAUGGUGCUGGGAGGCUGGGACAAGAGGCCUGUGAACCACCAGGCUGACUGAGAUCACUGAAAGUAAAGCAGCAGUUCCCAAAAUGUGAUCCCUUCCAGAACACCCUCAAGGUAAAACUAUUUUCACAAUAACAGAUGUUUUCUGCCCUUUUCAUGCAUUCCCUCACCUGUGCUAUCACAAGAGACUGAAUGCAGAAGCAGAAUCCAACUGUAUUCUAUGAAGCCAGACAUGAAGAAAUAUCCGAAAUAAAAAUGAUGCUAUUCUUGCUGAAAA